AUCACUCAUUGUUUGAUCGUACAAGAAAAACAAUAUGUUCUCCAAAAUCGUAGCUCUCUGUGGUUUGGUGGCGGUGUGCCAGGCAGGUCUGCUGCCCGCCCCCGUGCACUACUCCUCCGCCGCCGCUGUCUCCUCGCAGAACAUCGUGCGUCACGACCAGCCUGCCCAGCACGUGGCCGUCGCCGCCGUCGCCUACCAUGCUGCUCCCGCCGUCGCCUACCACGCUGCCGCCGCUGUGUCCUCCCAGAACAUCGUGCGUCACGACCAGCCCGCCGUACACGCCGCCCCCGUAGCCUACCACGCCGCCCCCGCCCACGUCGCCUACCACGCAGCCCCCGCUGUCGCUUACCACGCCGCCCCUACCGUCUCCUACCACGCCACUCCCGUCGUUGCCCAUGAAGAGUUUGACGCUCACCCCAAAUACGAGUACAACUACUCUGUUGCUGACGGUCACACCGGUGACAACAAGUCCCAGCAGGAGGUCCGCGACGGAGAUGUUGUGAAGGGCUCUUACUCCUUCCACGAAGCUGACGGCUCCAUCAGGACCGUGGAGUACUCCGCUGACGACCACCACGGUUUCAACGCUGUGGUGCACAACACCGCCCCUACCGCCGCCCCUGUGCUCGUGAAGGCCGCUCCCGCCUACGUCGCACCCGCCCACUACUACCACCACUGGUCGGUGGCUGCUGCCCCUGUCCCCUCUCCUCGCCGCUGUCCUUCAGCCGUGCCGCCCGUCGCCUACCACGCCGCCCCCGCCCACGUCGCCUACCACGCCGCCCCCGCUGUCGCUUACCACGCCGCCCCUACCGUCUCCUACCACGCCGCUCCCGUCGUUGCCCAUGAAGAGUUUGACGCUCACCCCAAAUACGAGUACAACUACUCUGUUGCUGACGGUCACACCGGUGACAACAAGUCCCAGCAGGAGGUCCGCGACGGAGAUGUUGUGAAGGGCUCUUACUCCUUCCACGAAGCUGACGGCUCCAUCAGGACCGUGGAGUACUCCGCUGACGACCACCACGGUUUCAACGCUGUGGUACACAACACCGCCCCUACCGCCGCCCCUGUGCUCGUGAAGGCCGCUCCCGCCUACGUCGCGCCCGCCCACUACUACCACCAUUAUUUUUGCCUUUGCGGGAUUGUAGCAGCCAAGCCAGGCAGCGUUCCUCUGCACUACGCUUCGAGUGCCGCGGUUUCCUCACAGAACAUCGUACGACAGGACCAGUCUACGCAACACGUAGCCGUCGCCGCUCCCUUGGCCUACCAGUCCGCUCCCAUUACCUUCCAAGCUGCUCCUACUCGUUAUUCUUCUGCAGCAGCUGUCUCCUCUCAGAAUAUUGUGCGUCAAGAUCAGCCUAUUCAACAAAUAACUGUUGCUACUCCCAUCGCCUACGCCGCGAUUCCUACCUCUGCCACCUAUAACGCUGCUCCUGUCGGUUACUACGUCGCUGCUCCCGUCGCAUACCAUGCAGCCCCUGUAAUCGUUCGGACUGAAGAAGUCAAUGCUCACCCUCAGUACGAGUACAACUACUCAGUAGCUGACGGGCACACCGGUGACAACAAGUCCCAGCAGGAGUCCCGCGACGGCGACGUCGUGCGCGGCUCGUACUCCUCCCACGAGGCCGACGGCUCCGUCAGGACCGUGCAGUACUCCGCGGACGACCACAGCGGCUUCAACGCGGUGGUGCACAACUCGGCGCCCACAGCCGCGCCUGCCACUCCGCGCCCGCUCACUACUACCACCACUGAAGCAUCUCACUAG
Helicoverpa armigera (cotton bollworm) is the source of this 1759-nucleotide messenger RNA. RefSeq lists its product as uncharacterized. NCBI's taxonomy places the organism in Eukaryota, Metazoa, Arthropoda, Insecta, Lepidoptera, Noctuidae. The record is from RefSeq and is a predicted model, not a curated record. Gene Ontology annotation, cellular component: extracellular matrix.